Galdieria sulphuraria is the source of this 622-nucleotide messenger RNA. Its product is annotated as archaeal ATPase. The annotation marks the transcript as partial. The record is from RefSeq and is a predicted model, not a curated record. Lineage: Eukaryota; Rhodophyta; Bangiophyceae; Galdieriales; Galdieriaceae. The transcript has a single exon.
AAGAACUUUUGCCAAUACCGAAUGGAANAAGAUUAUUCGAGAGACACUUUAUUUAGAGACUAUUUACAUUCCUUUGGACGCUACUUCUCANAGUCCNGAUAUUAUAUUCAAAUUACAAUCUCCUGUGGAACCCAAAGUUCUUACUGUUGGAGUUGCAUGNAAAGGACGUUGGAGGUCGGAAGGAAUUGGCUGGUCAGAUAUUAUAGANGAAGUCAAGAAAUUUUUAGAUCCUGUUUANGAUCUAGUCUUAUCCAGUGCAAUGGAUUCCCAUCAUUGUAUGCUUAUUAUCGUNAGUACAAAGUUAUCAUUCAAUGUUUCNAANGAGUUGGGNAAUCAGAGUCGUUGUUAUUCCAGUGGAAUGUUUAUNAGAGGNGAUUUGUUCAAAGUACCNGANAAUUGNGAACUUGUUAUUCUUUGNGAAAGAGAUGUGGAAAUGCUUAUNGACGAAGAAAUAUUGAAUGGACUNGAAAAAGCAUUUGGUGUUUCUCANAAUCCUACUUUUUUGAACUUCGGACUCCAACUGCUUCANAAAGUCCGNAACAGUUUCUUAAGUUGGCAAUAGACUUUCAACUCUUGACUUUGUGGUUUCUUUUUAAGAGCAAGUAAACUUUUUUUGUAUGUU